This is a messenger RNA of Anolis sagrei ordinatus, 3475 nucleotides long. Its product is annotated as transforming growth factor beta receptor type 3-like. Gene Ontology annotation, cellular component: cell surface. The record is from RefSeq and is a predicted model, not a curated record. Lineage: Eukaryota; Metazoa; Chordata; Lepidosauria; Squamata; Anolidae. Gene Ontology annotation, molecular function: type II transforming growth factor beta receptor binding; transforming growth factor beta receptor activity; glycosaminoglycan binding. Gene Ontology annotation, biological process: epithelial to mesenchymal transition; transforming growth factor beta receptor signaling pathway; regulation of transforming growth factor beta receptor signaling pathway.
GUCCCCGUGACUUAAGCAGUUCCUACCAUGUUUGUUUUACAUUAGAUACAUGUGGGUGUUCCCUGGAACACAGCAGCCUCUCUGUGUGGAUUUCCUUCCGCUUUCUCGCCUCUGCUGUGUUUUGGCUCCAGAAUUCCACUCAAGUUACUAUAAAUUUGGUGAAUCUCUGUGCCCAGCCCACAUCUGAUAAAUGGAUAUCAAAGGAACAAAUCAAGAAGCAUUGAUGAGGGAAAUGGUGGAGAGCUGACUUUCCAGACCCUCAUGAGGACAAGAGGCACUAUGUUUUCUGCGAUUUCUGCAUCUUCAAGAACAGUGUAAGAACUUCAAAAACUGCCAACUCUUGUCCUUCCUGCUUUAUGGGUCAAGUAGCAUUUUGUCUGACCUCUAUUGAACUUUCCUCUUAAGCGGCAUCUAGAACAAACUCUAGCAGAACGACUCUUGUCAGCCAAGAUUUGCAGCCUUGCUUUGGAUUUUGGGAAACAUGUGCGGGAACUGCCAGCAAAGAGAUCACCUAUGGAGAUGCAACCUGCUGCUGUUUUUCCUUUGGAGUUGCUCUGCGUCAGAAACCUGGCCACACCCCACAUGUCUCCCCUUGUCUGCUUCCACCCCACAACCUGUGCAGGGAUUUUGGGAGCUGCUGCGAAAAGGCACUGGGUGCUCCAGUCAAGAGCGAUCUUCUACUGGGCAAGAAGUACACAUUGUCAGCCUGCACAGGGGGAUGCCAAUGAAUGCCCAGGUCAUUCUUGUGUUGAAUCCUGAGCCAAAGGAUGGAGCCCCCAUCUUUGUGCUGCAGUCCCAAGAGCCUGUGCUCUGGAUGCUGUCAUCUCCUCCUGGGAAAAAAUGGACCUUCCAGGUCUCCCCGGGUUCCAGUGUUUUAGCCCCUGAGCCAGGGGCUUUUACUGAGGAGACCAGCUUUCCAGAGGCACCCCGAGGUCUGCUCAAAUGGGCACGGAGGGAGCAUGGAGGGGUCACAUCUCUGGCUGAGUAUCAUGGAGUCAACACUGUCUACAUCCUGGGGAAUGAUGCUGCUGCACCCGCCACUUGCAAGUUGCAGAGGAAUUUCCUCUCUUCCUUGCAUUUUGCCUCUAAGCGCCAACAUCAGCCUCUGCAGGUCUGCCUGAAUUCUCACCCUCCCCAGGACCUGGAAGUUCACAUCAUCUUCUCUAAAGGACUUGCUCCGAGGUCCAGCUUGGCCCAUCUGACUGUGGAGCUUCAUGGUGUCCAAAGAUCCCCACGCCAGGGGCUGCUCUUGAUACUGAAGAGCGAAGGAGCUGCCCAGUGGAGAGUUCAGGCACACCACCUUACUGGCCAACUGCACAUACUGGCUUCACACGAAGUUAUUGUCAGCAGCACAGGAGCAGAGCCACCUCUGAUUGUGACCCAGGAGGUGUCCUCCAAGUUGGCUUUCAUCAGGGAUCCCUUGCAGUACGCAGCAGAGCAGAAGCUGCCUGCCUUCACAUCCUAUACUGAGGCUGAGCGGGUGAACAGGUUUCUCCUUGUGGUUGGGAUGAAUGAGACCCCAGCUGCUGUUUCAGCAGAUCCUACGCUCUUCUGGCCAUUGUUUCUGCCUCCCUCAAAACUCUCAGUCAAAAGACAGAAGUUUCCAGAAGCUGUUGUAGCAGCCAGGGAAGGAAGGCCAGAGAUCUCAGAAGAAGGCCAUUCUGCAAUUCCUCUGCUGCCCAUUUCUAAAACAGAGGGAGUGGAAUCUACCCCGCAUCCUACUGUGGAGCAGAAACCCUUUAAUGAAAAAAGGGGCGCUCAGAAAGUCUCCUUUGCCUCAUCACCUCCAAACCGGACCUCUUCCCCAGAAGCCACGAUAUCCUUUCAGGAUCUUCCCUUCAGCCAUGGUAAUGUCCUGCUCAACCUAGAUGUUUACAACUCAGAGUCUUUUGCCAAGCAGCCAGGACCCUGUACAGUCUCAGCAAACAGCCGGGUCUUUGUAGAGGCUUCCUUGGCAUCCUACGACUUGAGUCUUGGCUUCACCAUCCAGCGAUGCUUCAUCUCUCCCUCUUCUGAUUCUUCAGUGGUUUUUCCAUACCUGCUGAUCUACCACGGCUGUGCUGUUGAUGCCCAUGUCAACAUGUCAGAGUUGGAGCAGGCAGCCCUGGGCCAGGCAUUGCCUCCAGGCCAGCAGGAGCGCAGGCGGCUGAGCUUUGUGCUCCAGCCCCGCUCCAACCACUCUAUUCAUUUCCUGCACUGCCACCUGGUGCUCUGCAGGAGGGAGCGCUGGGAUCCCAGCAAGCCCAAGGACCCAAUCCCAAAGUGCCCAACAGAAAAGGAGGCCUGCAAGAGAGAAGUGGAGCCGGGCAGUGCUCGCUUCCAGCGCACUGUCACAAAGCCCAUCAUUGUGACUGUGAAAACUCCACUCAGAGCUGCCACUCCAGAUUUGAGACAAGAUAAUUUCCUACCCAACCAGCAAGGAAAACCACGGAAAAAUGUGCAACCCAUCCCAACAGCAGUUGCCCCACGCCUAGAACUCCCAGCUGUAGUUGGCAUUGCCUUUUCAGCUUUCAUCAUUGGCUUAUCCCUUACUGGUGGACUUUGGUUCAUUCAUUCCCAGACAAGUAGGUCCAGAAGAAACAGCCAUUCCAAAGUCCCCAGAAGUAUCCUCAGCUCUGACUGCAGCUGACCCUGCAUAUGGUUCCAUGCCUUAAGGAAUACAGUUAGCUGGAUGUAAAAAAGUUAAAAGAAACAAAGUUCUGGUAUUCUAAUGAGGAAAGGGGGUAACUAAAGGACAACCAUCAACCAUGAUGUAUUUUCAUUCAAGCUGGCCGUAUGUCUGUUUUAUAAGUUUCAAGUUGUGUUUUGCUUGUGACCAAGCAUUUGUUUCAGCACAGCUGGCUGUGUUUCCCCCUCAAUACAAAAGGCACCUAUGAAGAUAUCAGCCUAACACCCAUCUUUUAAUCAAUAUCGUACUAUUCUGCAUACCCUCAUGCUCUCUCUAAACGAGUAAAUUCUGAAGCUGCCAACUGAUACAAUGUGAGAGAAGACAAAAGGCUCAGGUAUGUCUGCGGGCUGCCAUUCCCAGUGGAGGAAUCUGGACUAAAUGACACUUGGCAGUUUUAGUUAUCUGACUUUAUUACUAAAUCUGUGCUCUUUGCAUGAAUGUGAAUCUGUAUUUAAAGAUUCUAACUUUCAUUUAUCUUUGAAGCACUGGUUCUUUAACUUCCUGACAAAAAUCACUACCAAAAACCAAAAUUUAAACUUAAGCAUACUUGGACAGUGUGCGUGCCUGCUUAUCUGGUAAGCUACCUUGCAAAUGAUGUACCAGCAGAUACGCAAAAGUUCACUGUAAUUAUUUCAGCUAGCAGAAAUGCUUUCUUACGGCCUUUUAGUGGGUGCUUUUCAAUUAAAAUUCUAGACCUUACGUUGGCUGUUUUGCAAAAGCUUGAUUGACAAGGGCAGACUAUUAAUGGCUAUAUUACUGUACUUAAGGAUUUUUGAGAGAGAAAAGUAAACGGCAUCUUACAUGUGA